AAAUUAUUUAGAAGGAUAAACGAAAGAAGUUCUUGAUUGUGAGUGCACAGUGAGAAAACAGUAUGUCACAAAGUAAUUCUGCAUAAUAACAGAAAUAUUUUUGGUACAGCGAGUAAAAAUAUAUAAGAAUGUAAUUUGGCUCGUGAUUUAAAAUUCAUUAAGUAGUGUUUUCAUACAUGUUUAGACUGAAGAAAUACGAGACCGUAGAAAAACUGAAUCUAAUUAAAACGGUUAUUACACAAGAAUGUUUAUAACGAUAUUAUUACUUAUUUUUAUUGUGUAUUUGGUAUAUCAUUAUUACGUGCAAUAUGGACCAAAGGGACAAUUAAUCAAUAAAAUACCAGGACCAUCAGGUUAUCCAAUUAUUGGUAAUCUAUUUCUAGUGAUAGGUUCAAGAGAGGGUCUUGUUGAUAUUGUAAUGUCUUUAAGUGAUGAAUAUUAUCCAAUUUGGAAAAUACGAGGUUUUUUUGAGUCCAUGAUAACUAUUCGUCAUCCCGAUGAUUUUGAGGUAAUAUUAAGCAGUAUGAGGCACAUCGAUAAAAGUAGAAUGUAUGAUAUAUUUCAUCCUUGGCUUGGCACAGGUCUUCUUACUAGUAAAGGCUCCAAAUGGCAAACACGGCGAAAGAUAUUAACUCCAACAUUUCAUUUUAAUAUAUUACAGCAAUUUGUUGAAAUUUUAAUCGAGGAGGGCGAGUAUAUGUCAAGAUCUUUGAAAAAUGCGGAAGACAUUGUUACAAAAAAUUUAGUACCGUUUAUUAGUAAACAUACAUUAAACGCAAUAUGUGAAACUGCCAUGGGCACUUCUCUACAAGGAAAGAGUGAUUUUCAGCAACAAUAUCGAAAAGCGGUUCAUGAAAUGGGUGAAAUUUUUAUUUAUAGAUUAGUGAGACAGUGGUUGAAAGAUGACUGGAUAUUCGCGUUAACGCAGAAAGGUAGAAAACAGAAAAAGAUUCUAAAGAUAUUACAUGGAUUUACUGAAAAGAUUAUUGCAGAAAGGAAAGAUUAUCAUAAACAUACCAAUGGGCAAUAUUUGAAAAAUCUUGGUGAAAAUAUAGUAGCAGAUGAUGCAGGAACUACUGGAUAUAAAAGAAAACGGGUAGCUAUGUUGGACCUCUUAAUACAGGAAUCUCAAAAAGGUCUUUUAACUGAUAUGGAUAUUAGAGAGGAAGUCGAUACUUUUGUGUUAGAGGGUCAUGAUACUACAGCGAUGGGUAUAACUUUUGCUUUAGCAUUACUAGCUGAACACAAAGAUGUCCAGGAUUAUGUCAGAAAAGAAGUCAAUGCUAUUAUGCAAGAAAAUCAAGGAAAACUUACCAUGAAAUCGUUGCAAGUUCUACCGUAUUUAGAGAGAUGCAUAAAAGAAGCAUUGCGUUUAUAUCCAAGUGUUUAUGUAAUAUCACGACUUACUUCACAAGAAGCACAAUUAAAAUCACAUUUAUUACCUCCCCAAACAUUAGUGCUUCUUAAUAUCUACUCAGCCCACAGAGAUCCUAAUUUUUGGCCAAAUCCAGAUAUAUUUGAUCCAGAUAGAUUUUUACCUGAGAAUAUCCGAAAUCGUCAUCCUUACUCAUAUAUACCAUUCAGUGCUGGACCGCGUAAUUGCAUCGGUCAACGGUUUGCUUUGCUGGAGAUGAAAGCGAUGAUAGCUCCUUUGAUUCAUAAUUUUUAUCUAGAGCCCAUUGAUUACUUAAAAGAUUUAAAAAUAUACGCUGAUUUUGUACUUCGUCCUGCUCAUCCGCAUCGUAUAAAAUUUAUCCCAAUUAUCACAGAAGGCAUAUAAGCGUUUAAAAAUAAUUCCAAAAAGUGACUAUUGUAGUGUUUAGAAAAAAUAAAGAAUAUUAUGUAUAUAUUAUUAAUAAGAAAUAAAUCUAAUCUACAAUAAUAAAAAAUAUCGAUAAAUCAGACUGGUAAUAUACAAACAGAUUAAUGACCGGCAGUGGAAAAUAUUGGGUUAUUAAAUUUGAUUCUUACAUUACAUUUACCCCAUGAGGUUCAACAGAAAUUAGCUAUCAUAUUUGCAAAAUGUGAACCAAUGUAAUAAUUUGAAUGAUAAUACACUGAUACCGAUCAA
This is a messenger RNA of Monomorium pharaonis (pharaoh ant), 2071 nucleotides long. Its product is annotated as cytochrome P450 4C1. Gene Ontology annotation, molecular function: oxidoreductase activity, acting on paired donors, with incorporation or reduction of molecular oxygen; heme binding; iron ion binding. Lineage: Eukaryota; Metazoa; Arthropoda; Insecta; Hymenoptera; Formicidae. The transcript has 14 exons. The record is from RefSeq and is a predicted model, not a curated record. The coding region runs from base 245 to 1780 and encodes 511 amino acids.